AUGGACUCAGACAGGAGGAGGGACAGCCGGAGUUGGGACUGGGACAGCCCGCAGUGUCGAGCCCAGCUGGAUGGGAUCUUUUUCCGUGAGAAUGACUACAUCCAGGCUGGCAGUCCCGAACACAAAGAGUUCUGGGCUUUCUUUGACCGUUUCCAGAGGUUCAGAACAAAAAGAGACAUGUCUGGUUCUGGAAAGGACUCCAUAGAGGAGGGGACAGACAGAAGCAAAGCUGAAGAUCUUGGUCUUCCUAAAGAGUACGACGCUCGAUACAGGAUUAAUGUGUCUGUGUGUAGCAGGGACAUCGAGGAGAGGCUGGGGAAGUCGGACCACAGAAACCGGCAGAGAUCUUCAGGACCGGGGUCGCAGGAGAUCUCAGACUGUCGCCUGACCCUGCUGCACUUCUUGGACUUCAGCCAGAAGCAGAGCUUUGGAAAGCUGGCCAAGCUUCGCCGAGAGCAGAAGAACCUUCCCAUCUUCCAGUACCGGGACCGGAUCGUGGAGCUGGUUCGACUUCACUCUGUGGUCGUGGUGGCAGGAGACACAGGCUGUGGGAAAUCCACCCAAGUGCCUCAGUACCUCCUCUCAGCUGGCUUCAGCCACAUCGCCUGCACUCAGCCGCGGCGUAUUGCCUGCAUCUCUCUGGCAAAGAGGGUCAGCUUUGAGAGCCUCAACCAGUAUGGAUCAAAAGUUGGGUACCAGAUCCGCUUUGAGACCACUCGGACCACGUCCACCAAGCUGCUCUUCCUGACCGAGGGUCUCCUGCUGCGACAGAUCCAACAGGAGAAGUCGCUGUCUCAGUACCAGGUGAUGAUCGUGGACGAGGUCCAUGAGAGACACCUCCACUGCGACUUUCUCCUCGGGGUCCUUCGCUCUCUGUUGAAGGACCGCCCCGACCUGCGGCUCAUUCUCAUGUCGGCCACCAUCAACAUCAAACUCUUCUCCGAGUACUUCGACAACGCUCCUGUGCUGCAGGUUCCAGGGAGGCUGUUUCCCAUCCAGGUGAUUUAUCAGCCCAUUCCCCCUGAGGAGCAGCCCUCCCGCUCAGAGAAACUGGACCCCAGGCCGUACCUCCGGAUCCUGCAGGGCAUCGAUCAGCGUUACUCUCCGGAGGAGCGAGGAGACCUGCUCCUCUUCCUCAGCGGCGUGGCGGAGAUCUCCACCAUCCAGGAGGCCUGUCAGAUUUACGCCACACACACUCGUCGCUGGAUCGUCUUACCUCUGCACAGCACCCUGUCCCUGGCUCAGCAGGACAAGGUGUUUGACAUCUCUCCGCCUGGUGUGAGAAAGUGCAUCAUCUCCACCAACAUUGCCGAGACGUCAGUCACAAUAGAUGGAGUUCGCUUCGUCGCUGACUCAGGAAAGGUGAAGGAAAUGAGUUUUGAUCCGAAGGCCAAGAUGCAGCGUCUGCAGGAGUUCUGGAUCAGCCGAGCCAGUUCUGAGCAGAGGAAAGGCCGAGCCGGACGCACGGGUCCAGGCGUCUGUUACCGUCUGUACUCGGAGUCCGACUACAACGCCUUUGCUCCAUAUCCUGUCCCUGAGAUCCACAGGGUGGCUCUGGACUCGCUGAUCCUCCAGAUGAAGAGUAUGAGUCUUGGAGAUCCUCUGUCGUUUGUCUUCAUCGAUCCACCUCCGACUGCGAGUAUCCAGACUGCGGUUACGUAUCUGAGGGAGCAGGGGGCGCUAGACGGCCGUAACGAACUGACAUCUAUCGGGAGUCUGCUGGCUCAGCUGCCUGUUGACGUGGUCAUAGGGAAGAUGCUGGUGUUGGGAUCUUUGUUUAACUUGGUGGAGCCCAUGCUGACUGUGGCAGCCGCCCUGAGCGUUCAGUCGCCGUUCCUGCGCAGCUCACAGCAGAACCCGGACUGCGCCACCGCUCGCCAGCCGCUGCACAGCAACCAGGGAGACCCCUUUACCCUGCUCAACACCUUCAAUGCCUGGGUAGAGGUGAAAGGGGAGCGGGGUGGCGGCUCCAGGAAGUGGUGCAGGAGGAGAGGCCUGGAGGAGCAGCGUCUGUAUGAGAUGGUCAACCUGCGCCGACAGUUUAAGGACUUGCUGAGGAGCCACGGCCUGCUGGAGUCCGAGGACCACGCGCCCUCUGGUGGUGGCCGCGAGCAGCGCAGGGAGAGGCUGACGGAGAGGAGAAAGCUGCAUCAGAUGAAACGAGAUCACGAGCAGCAGGAGGGGAGCAAACGUAAAGUCCUGAGGCUGGAAGAGGGCCAGGACGGAGAGUUCUCCUCUGGAUCGGACACAGAGGACAGAAGGCGAGGCAGGAAAGACAAGGAGGGACCGGGACAGGAUGUGGACAUACAGGAAGUGAAGUUUAAGCUGCGUCACAACGUGUCUGCGCUCCAGGAGGCGGUCAACAUCAGUCAGGACUUGUCUUCACGUCAGCAGGCCUUGCUCAAGCUGCUGGUCUGUCGAGGCCUCUACCCUCAGCUGGCCCUGCCCGACGAGCACAACUCCACCCGCAAAGAGUCUGAGCAGGUGUUUCACACCAGGAACAAGCAGGGAGUGGUGAUCCACCCAACCAGCGUGUUUGCCAGUGAUCCGGAGGUGUUGCACGUACCUGAGGACGACAGCAGAGAAAUGGGCCCUGAUCGGAGGGACAGCAGCAAACACCAGCUGUUGGCCUUCGUCACUCUGCUGGAGACCAACAGGCCCUAUUUGUCCAACUGUGUUCGGGUUCCAGCUCUGCAGGUUCUGCUGCUGGUAGCCAACAGCUUGGACACCAACGCUGACUGUACGCGGCUGGUGGUGGACGGUUGGCUGGAGCUGGAACUGAAGGUGCCUGAGGAGGCUCUGAGGGUUCUGUCCUCAGCCCUGAGCCUCAGAGCUGAGUGGGAGCGCCUGCUGCAGACACAGCUGGGUCAGAACUCAACAGGAGAGCCAUCAAACCAGGGGGGGACCCGCAAGGGCAGAGAGAAGUUGAGUGAGGGCCUGGUCCGCUUCCUGCUCUACACAGAGGUUUGUUACAGCCUUCGUCGACUCUCAGCUCUCCAGACCCAGAACCUUUACGUUGGUCCUCAGUGUCAGUCGGACUCGUCUUACUCUAAAGCUCCAGACAUGAACCCGUUGUUCCCAGGAGCAGAAGCCAAACCGGACCCAAUUAAAGGAGGUCUGCGAGUGACCAGUUUCUUCACCUACAACUGCCUCACUGACUCAAAGGAUCUGUACAGCGAGUGUCUACGGACCUUCUGGAGCUGUCCUAACUGUGAUCUCUACAUGCCUCUGACUCCUCUGGAGCGCAUGCACCACGAAGCUUCCUGCAGACCUGCUGGAGAACAGCAGCAGCAGGACAAGGAUUCGGAGGGAGGAAGAGCGGGCUCCUCCUCGGCGUCCUGUCUGACGAGGGUUUAUCACUGUGACGUCUGUAACGAAGACCUGAAGCUCACCUCCACCGAGAUCCUCAAACACAAGCGGCAGCACAUGUAUUCAGCCAAGUAGUCGAUUACGUCAUGAGGAGUCUCUGCUCACAAAACACUGGUUAU
Messenger RNA from Nematolebias whitei (Rio pearlfish), 3488 nucleotides. RefSeq names its product DEAH (Asp-Glu-Ala-His) box polypeptide 34 (gene dhx34). The record is from RefSeq and is a predicted model, not a curated record. Gene Ontology annotation, cellular component: intracellular anatomical structure. NCBI's taxonomy places the organism in Eukaryota, Metazoa, Chordata, Actinopteri, Cyprinodontiformes, Rivulidae. The transcript is spliced from 16 exons. Gene Ontology annotation, biological process: nuclear-transcribed mRNA catabolic process, nonsense-mediated decay. The coding region runs from base 1 to 3444 and encodes 1147 amino acids. Gene Ontology annotation, molecular function: ATP binding; RNA binding.